GUACACGUCCCUCACGCACACUCAGCAAUGCACUGCCCGAUGUGUCCAAUCUUUGUCUUCAUAACAGUCAUCAUGUUGAAGAUCUCACCAGUUCAAGCCGACAAGAGCUGCGUGAAAGCCGAUUUCUACCUACAGCGAAUCGAAUCAGAUGACGACAAUGACUGCGCAGCGAGGUGCAAGACCAGGCUCAAAGAAUUUGCGGCAGCCUACAAGAAAGAUCCUGAUCCGUGUCAGCGUGGGAAUGGCGCAUAUCACAGCUUGAUGGCCAUGAUGAUGGAUCCUUUUACAACAGAGUGUGUCUGCCAGGCGACAAUCCGAUUCAUGCGCUUCUCGAAGCCAACUGAUUACUCGGGUACUCUCGACGAGGUUGGGAAUCCAACCAUUUUUUUAGCGAAGCUCAAUGAUACCUGCUCGACACGCAAUGUCCUCAAUCGCAUGUCCACGAAGCAUGGAUGGGGACAGACUGGACUGCCUCCUGUAUUCAGUAAGAAGCAGGUCAAGUGUACGGAUCCCGUUCCAGCUAUCAAGAGUCCUUCUUCUGGUUCUUCAUCAGAUGAGUGACAUUCAUGGGUGGUCAUGGCACAAGAGGCAAUUUGGAGGUUCAGCGCUUGGUGCAGCGGCCGCAAGAUGACUACUUAAAUAGCCUUAUCUCAUCAGCUACAGAG
Protomyces lactucae-debilis is the source of this 665-nucleotide messenger RNA. RefSeq lists its product as uncharacterized. The annotation marks the transcript as partial. Lineage: Eukaryota; Fungi; Ascomycota; Taphrinomycetes; Taphrinales; Protomycetaceae. The transcript has a single exon. The record is from RefSeq and is a predicted model, not a curated record.